Molecule: messenger RNA, 2528 nt
Organism: Haplochromis burtoni (Burton's mouthbrooder)
Lineage: Eukaryota; Metazoa; Chordata; Actinopteri; Cichliformes; Cichlidae
Gene: gxylt2
Product: glucoside xylosyltransferase 2
Exons: 7
Coding region: 167-1510 (447 amino acids)
Biological process (GO): protein O-linked glycosylation via N-acetylgalactosamine
Molecular function (GO): UDP-xylosyltransferase activity
Source: RefSeq, a predicted model, not a curated record
AAUCCUCUAUGGACGAUGAGAAGCAGCACUCCGCUCUCCAUCAUCAUCUGCGGAAAAAUGCGAGCGGGGAGCGGUAAGAAAAUGUCAGCUCGCGCUGCCCUCCCUCCGCCGCAGACAUGAGCGCAGUCCCGACCGCCUCUUCCAACCGCAACAAGUUGCUCUCACCAUGCGGAUCCACUGCAAAGUAGUUGUGAUCGCCGUGUGUUUCGGAGUUUUCUUACUUUUGUACUUUUUGGGGGGCAACGCCGCGGAUGAUCCGCUGUUGAAAGAAGUUGGAGAGGAGCCGGAGGAGGACAGCAGCUCUUCCCAGUCGCCCUCCCAGCUCGAGCACAACGUUGUUGCAAAGUUUCCGAGGAAAUCGCCCGCAGGAGUCGGCGUGCGUCCGGAAGAGCCUCUUAAGGGACGAAAACAGGGGAGACCAAUUAGUAGAGGGGCCAGCGUGAAUGCAAAGAGUAAACCACGGAGUAAUGUAGCCCGACCUGUAACCAGGCGCACCAAGGCGGAGGACGUCAUGCAUUUGGCCGUGGUGGCUUGUGGGAACCGUCUGAACGAGACCCUCACCAUGGUAAAGUCAGCCCUCCUGUUCAGCUUAAAGAAGAUCAAGUUUCACAUUUUUGCUGAGGACCCCUUGGCCCUGCAGUUUAAAGAAAGGCUGAACCAGUGGCCUCGCUCUGUCGCAGCCAAGUUCCAGUACAGAAUCUACUCCAUCUCCUUCUCGGUGGGAAACGCUGACGAGUGGAAGAAGCUCUUCAAGCCCUGCGCUGCUCAGAGACUCUUCCUCCCUGUCAUCUUGAAGGACGUGGACUCUUUACUCUACGUGGACACUGAUGUGCUGUUUCUGCGCCCUAUGGAUGAUAUCUGGAAUCUACUGAAGUCCUUCAACAGGACGCAGCUGGCAGCGAUGGCCCCAGAGCACGAGGUACCCAAGAUUGGCUGGUACAGCCGGUUUGCCCGCCACCCUUUCUACGGAGUCACGGGCGUCAACUCUGGUGUCAUGCUGAUGAAUCUCACACGGAUCCGCAGCACGCUGUUCAAAAACAGUAUGAUCCCUACUGGCCUGUCUUGGGAGGAUCUUCUUCAUCCACUCUACCAGAAAUACAAGAACCAUAUCACCUGGGGAGAUCAGGACCUCCUCAAUAUCAUCUUCCACUACAACCCAGAGCGUCUAUUCAUCUUUCCAUGCCAGUGGAACUACAGACCUGACCACUGUAUGUACGGUAGUAACUGCAAAGGGGCUGAAGAGGAAGGCGUGUCCAUCCUCCAUGGCAACCGUGGCGUAUAUCAUGAUGACAAGCAGCCAGCGUUUAAAGUAGUCUAUGAUGCAAUCCAUAAUUUUCCCUUUGAGGACAACAUGUUCCAGUCGCUCUUCUACCCCAUCCAGACCAAGUUCCUGGAGACGGUCAACACGCUCUGUGGUCGGAUUCCCCAAGUCUUCCUCAAGCAGAUCGAAAAGACAAUGAGGAAGGUGUUUGAGGACAAAGUGGUCCGCCACGUCAGGCCACAUAAAUAACUGAUGGAGAAAGUGGGUGUCCCCGUGGAUUCUCAGAUGAAACUGGUGGCUCUGCAUUUGCAGUGUUCAGCGCAUGACACUUUCUGGAAUAAGGGUCUCAUGAACAUGAUGAGAUGGUGAUCAGUAAUCACCCUAUGCAUACAGUGCUGGUCAGUGACGUCGCCGAAUAGGUUUGCCUUAUAACCGUCUUUAUUUUGACGUCACAAGUGAUGUAACGUAUAAGAAUGUUGGAAAACUAGAAAGUAUCAGCUCAUCUCAAGUGUGUAAGACAAAUUUAAGCCGUGUUUUUGUCAAGAUUUGUACAAAGGUGUCUUGUCUUUUUUUACUUUUCCUCUCAAGCAUUUGAAGUUCUCCUCCUAACCAUUAGGGAGAUGUGUAUGUGCUACACAGAGUCAACUUUGGACAGCGUUACUACCUUGAAGUAGUAGAUUUAUAAACCACUCCUCUAAAAUUGUGAAUGUUUUAUCAGCAAAUAACUUGAAGUGUGAAUCUGUGUAAAUGAGUUUGUGGUCUGUUUUGCAGUUGCCAAAUGCCGCUGACAGUAUUACACACAGCACAGCAGAAGAAAUGUAGACUUUUGUGUUAAAUACUGAAUGUCACAAUGCACUUUGACAUUAGGACUGGAAGGUUGUUGUUGUUGCACAUAUGUCUCCAUUAGAUACAACACGACUCGACUGAAAUCAAAACCAAAAGUGCUAGAUUUUGGAAAAAAAGGAAGAAAAAAAAAAGGUGUCAAACCACAGCAGAUCAUGUACCGUAUGAAUAUUCAUGUCUGACGUUUUCUUUCCUGGCAGAAGAAAAUAAGUGCUGUAGAUUUGUGUGUUUGAGAGAGUCUCCGAGCCUGUAAUCUGAUGUGUGGUGUACGUACCAUGUGAUCAAUGAUGAACGCAUGGGCUGUAUAUUUUAAAGUUGCUUUUAAAGGGGUAUAAAGCGCCAAAUGUAUCAAAUCAUUCAACCUGGAAACUGAAUAGCUGUACACUCAGCGUGUGUUUCUUAAUAAAACAAUGCAAUGUCCUGA